Molecule: messenger RNA, 1781 nt
Organism: Chrysochloris asiatica (Cape golden mole)
Lineage: Eukaryota; Metazoa; Chordata; Mammalia; Afrosoricida; Chrysochloridae
Gene: ARRB1
Product: arrestin, beta 1
Exons: 16
Coding region: 72-1328 (418 amino acids)
Biological process (GO): G protein-coupled receptor internalization; visual perception; signal transduction
Molecular function (GO): G protein-coupled receptor binding
Source: RefSeq, a predicted model, not a curated record
UCCUCCUGCCGGCCGGGGAUUUUCCAGCCCGGACGCUGACGCCGCGGACCUCCCUGCGGCCGCCGCAGACCAUGGGCGACAAAGGGACACGAGUGUUCAAGAAGGCGAGCCCAAAUGGAAAGCUCACCGUCUAUCUGGGAAAGCGGGACUUUGUGGACCAUAUUGACCUCGUGGACCCAGUGGAUGGUGUGGUUCUGGUGGAUCCUGAGUAUCUCAAGGAGAGGAGAGUUUAUGUGACACUGACCUGCGCCUUCCGCUAUGGCCGGGAGGACCUGGAUGUCCUGGGCCUGACCUUCCGCAAGGACCUGUUUGUGGCCAAUGUGCAGUCCUUCCCACCGGCCCCUAAAGACAAGAAGCCCCUGACGCGGCUGCAGGAACGUCUCAUCAAGAAGCUGGGCGAGCAUGCCUACCCUUUCACCUUUGAGAUCCCUCCGAACCUCCCAUGCUCUGUGACACUGCAACCAGGGCCUGAAGACACUGGGAAGGCCUGCGGUGUGGACUAUGAGGUCAAAGCCUUCUGUGCGGAGAACCUGGAAGAGAAGAUCCACAAGCGGAAUUCUGUGCGUCUGGUCAUCCGGAAGGUUCAGUAUGCCCCCGAGAGGCCUGGCCCCCAGCCCACAGCCGAGACUACGAGGCAGUUCCUCAUGUCGGACAAGCCCUUGCACCUAGAGGCCUCUCUGGAUAAAGAGAUUUAUUACCAUGGAGAGCCCAUCAGUGUUAAUGUUCAUGUCACCAACAACACCAACAAGACAGUGAAGAAGAUCAAGAUAUCGGUGCGCCAGUAUGCGGACAUCUGCCUUUUCAACACAGCCCAGUACAAAUGCCCCGUGGCCAUGGAGGAGGCUGAUGAUACAGUGGCACCCAGCUCGACAUUCUGCAAGGUCUACACCUUGACCCCCUUCCUGGCCAACAACCGAGAGAAGCGGGGCCUUGCCCUGGAUGGGAAACUCAAGCAUGAAGACACCAACCUGGCUUCCAGCACCUUGUUGAGGGAAGGAGCUAACCGGGAGAUCCUGGGGAUCAUUGUCUCCUACAAAGUGAAAGUGAAGCUGGUGGUAUCUCGGGGCGGCCUGUUGGGAGAUCUUGCAUCCAGUGACGUAGCCGUGGAACUGCCCUUCACCCUGAUGCACCCCAAGCCCAAAGAGGAACCCCCACAUCGCGAAGUUCCAGAGAACGAAGCGCCAGUAGAUACCAAUCUCAUAGAACUUGACACAAAUGAUGACGACAUUGUAUUUGAGGACUUUGCCCGCCAGAGACUGAAAGGCAUGAAAGAUGACAAGGAGGAAGAGGAGGAUGGUACCAGCUCUCCACAGCUCAACGACAGAUAGACUGGGGCCAGGCCCUCCCUCUGGGCAGCUCCAGGUCCUCUCUCUUGCACUCGGAUGCUUAUUCGUCUUCUUCCUGUUCUGGAUCCCCAUUCCCUUUGUUCUUCCAGUUUCUACCAGGGGCCCCAGUGGUCUUUCAGGUCAUGAUGGUGAACCUCUGGCCUCAGGACUGACCCCACAGCCUCCAGGGCCACAGUGAACCCCCCUUAAUCCCCUACCUCCUAAUAUCACCUCCUUUUCAUACUCGCCUCCAGAAAGGCCACGGCAAGCCCUGGCCUUGGAAUUUGAGUAGAGUUGGGGAGCAGAAAGGGGAGGAAGGGCAGGGGGUCAUGGUGAUGGUGGGCAGGAGGUUUGGAGGGAUACGAUGAGGGCUAAUGACACAUGAGAGCAUGUCCACAGUCCCAGGUGGUCACCACAGAUCUGGCAGCUAACAGAUGACCACACUGAAAGCUACCU